Messenger RNA from Humulus lupulus (European hop), 2673 nucleotides. RefSeq lists its product as uncharacterized. The record is from RefSeq and is a predicted model, not a curated record. The coding region runs from base 1 to 2658 and encodes 885 amino acids. Lineage: Eukaryota; Viridiplantae; Streptophyta; Magnoliopsida; Rosales; Cannabaceae. The transcript is spliced from 11 exons.
AUGAAUUUUAUGCCUGAAUCUCUUCCUGGUAAGCAUGUUAGCUACGGUGGACAAAAAAGGAAACGCACAAAAGAGCAAGUUGGUUGGCGUAAAAAAAGCAUUUUCUUUGAGCUCCCAUAUUGGGCCAAUAUGAAGUUGCGACAUAACCUAGACGUCAUGCAUGUUGAGAAAAAUGUAUGCGACAGCUUAGUUGGCACAAUAGUCGGGUUGGAAAAUAAGACCAAAGAUACAGUUAGCGCUAGAGUAGAUUUGGAGAAGAUGAAGAUAAGGCCAGAAUUGCAUCUGAGAAUGGUAAAUGGUCGAAUGGAAAAGCCAGCAGCGAAAUACACAUUUAUUCCUGAAAAUCGACAUAAGUUUUGUCGACAGUCAAAUUUCCAGAUGGAAAAACCAAUUGCCAAGACCAUUAUUGACUUGUGCACUUUCUUCAAGAUUAUUUGUGCUAGAACUCUGAUUGUUUCUGAUUUGGAGAAAGUGAAAACAUCAAUUGCUGAAAUUCUUUGCGGACUAGAAAUCAUUUUUCCGCCAGCGUUUUUUGAUGUUAUGGUUCACCUAAUGAUACAUUUGCCUCAAGAAGCAAUAGAUGGAGGGGUGGAAACAAGGUUUAAUCGUCCAGAUAGAAAUGUUGAUGCAAUUCCAUCACUAAAGAAGUUGUCUGUGUUUCAAUCUCAAGGUCGUCCGAUCAGUAAGAAGACACUAACAACUUUGGACGAUGAACUUAAAAAAACUGCUGAGUGGUACAUUCUCAACAAUUGCAUUGAGAUUCUCCCAUAUAUUCAAGAGCACAAGCAGAUCCUUUUAUCUAGUGGUGCUGAAAACCUAGAUCAAUUACAGAAAAAGGAGUUCCCCAUGUGGUUUUACAAUAAGCUUUACAAUCUUCGACAAGCAGGAUCUGCAGAAGCUUCUGAAGAGUUAUUCUCCUUAGCAAGCGGCUCCUCUAAUCUUGUUUCUUCAUACACUGGGUGUAUUGUCAAUGGAGUUCGAUUUUUGUGUUAUGAUAGAGAUAAAAAUUUGAAAACUCAAAACAGUGGUGUCUUAGUACCCGGAGUAGACAACAAAAAUUUCUACGGGCAAUUAGAAGAGGUUAUAGUGAUGUCAUACCUUGCUGGUUGUUCUGUUGUAUUAUUUAAGUGUAAAUGGUUUGAUACAGAUCCUACCAAGAGUAGGAUGAAGCAUGAAAAUAAUAUAACCAGUAUAUUUACUAAGUUCGAGUGGUACAAAGAUGACAAGUUUAUCUUGGCAACUCAGGCAAAACAAAUUUUCUAUCUUGAUGAUUUGAAAAAUGACCGGGAUUGGAAAAUUGUUGAAGAAGUUCAUCAUAGAAAUGUGUGGGACACCCCAGCAACUGAUGAACAGUUGGAUCCCAUUGAAAUAGAUGUUAUGCAUGACACAAUAUCAUCUGAUUUCCAAUUGUUUGUCGAUCUUGGUCCGUUGCCUGAAAUCAAUUUUUGCCGUAGAGAUCAAUUGCCAUAUGUUGUCAAUGUAGAUACUCCUAUUGCUUGCACUUAUUAUUUAUGGAUAACCAUAUAUAUCAUUAUAUCAUUAUUCGUUGAUAUGUCUUCUGCGGUUAUGCAACAUCACGGAGGGGAUGGUGGGGCAAAUCCUCCUCCAGAUCCAACGCAGAUACAGGCUGAUUGUGAGAGAGAAAUAAUAGUGACGACUAAAACGAAAAGGCGUGGCAUCAACAAGGGGUUUUCAACUCGAGAAGCUAGAGUUGCAUUAGGUAGACCACUACCACUGGAGUGGGAUGUUCGAGGGAAGACUUACAAAGAAAUUGGUAAUUAUUCCCAACAUUUCUCUAGAGAGAUCGGCAUUCUCAUUCGACAAUAUGCCGAUCCCGACUACGACCGAUGGGAUAAAGUACCCAGCGAAGUUAGAGAUCGCAUACUUCCUCGUCUAGAGGAUGAUUUAUUCGACAUUGGUCGAAGUCGAUAUGCCUCAGAGAACCUCCCCGGCAUUCUUUUGGGCAUUCAACGGUCGUGCGCUGAUCGUUACUCGGAGUGGAAGAAUGACUUGUCCACUCAUUUAAAAAAGAAUGGUCGAGCACAUCCUCCUGAUGGUUUGGUGGUGGAGAAAUGGCAGAAGGCGCUCCAGUAUUUUGAUCGCCCUGAAGUGAAGAGGCGUUCUGAGACUAACUCUGCGAACCGUGCAAAACAAAAACAGAGAAGCGUGCAGGGUUCACAGUCUACGCCAGCCCUUCGUUACAAGAAGCGUGAUUUACAAACUGGGUGUCUUGCUGGGGUUCCAGAGAUUUGGAUGGCGACUAAGUAUAUAGACGGGGAAGGUUGGGUGAGCAAGGCAGCAAAAGAUAACUAUGAAAAGAUGAUAGAGAUACGUGACACUCUGCAGUCACAAUCAUCUACGAGCGCCUCUGCCUCGAGUACUAUCCCGAGAGAAGAUGAUGACAUUAUUCUUGUUGAGACGAUCUUUGGACGUCGUCGAGGCUAUCAGCUGGGUCUUGGUCGUAGGAUUCGCACGAGGGCGAAUUGUGAAGCGGCUGAGGUACCUCAACCAACCCAACCACCUCCUACCGCACAAGACAUGCAAGAGGUGAGGGAGCGACUCCGAGCCAUAGAGGAGCACUUGGCUAGGAUUGGUGGAGUCUCGGGAUCUGGAUCUUCUCAGCAAGGUCCUGGUGCCGAUCCUACAACACCUAGUUAAAAAUAUUUAUAUUUA